This is a messenger RNA of Lolium rigidum, 1627 nucleotides long. RefSeq names its product rootletin-like. The coding region runs from base 1 to 1464 and encodes 487 amino acids. The transcript has 5 exons. NCBI's taxonomy places the organism in Eukaryota, Viridiplantae, Streptophyta, Magnoliopsida, Poales, Poaceae. The record is from RefSeq and is a predicted model, not a curated record.
AUGGCCGACGGCGGCGGCGAAGGCGGUGGCGAGGGCGGCGGGAGCGCCGAGUGGCUGCCCAUCUUCCACCGGGUGGAGGCGAUGGCCAGCAAGAGCCAAGCGCAGACGGAGGUGCUCGCCGCCGACUGCGCGCGCCUGCAGUCGUUUGACAGGGUGCAGCGCGAGUCCUGGGAGUUGGCGCGGAGGCUUCAGCGGACCGUGGACGAGCUUCAGGCGGCGGCGCGGGAGAAGGACGCCGAGAUGGACAGGCUGCGUGCAGAAUCCGCCGACGCCAGGAAGAAGCUGCAGGCGGAUGCGACCAGGAAGAUGAGAUGGGAGGCGGCAUACGUGGAGCUGCUUCUCGGUGCUAAUCAGAAACUCGCCGGUGCGGAGCCCUCAUCUCUUGAACUCAGAGACAGUGACCUGGAUGAUGAUCCCCGAACUUGUGCAGAAACCCCCAACUCUAAGGAAGUUGGAGGACGCGCGGAGCUGAAUCAGGACGCCGUGGAUCGCGUUGCAAGCGAUUUGAGCGCGGAGCUAAGGAAACUAAAGCAAGCUUAUGAGACCCUGAGCUCUAAGAAGGAGAAGGAAGUUUCCGCAUUGCUCUUGGAAAAGGAUUCUCUGCGUAGCCAGUUGGAUACGAUGCAGCAGGACUACGCCGAGCUCCUGAAUAACAAGGAAGUGGAGGCAGCACAAGCUAAAGAAGCAGCACUAAAGCUUCAGAAGACUGUAGAUGAGCUUGAGGUGUUGGCCCAAAAGAAGGAUGCUGAAAUUGACAGAUUGCAAGCAGAAGCUGUGGAAGCCAAAAGGAGUCACGACAAGGAUCUUUUUGCAUUAGUCUCGGAGAAGAAUUCUGUACAGAACCAGUUGAGUAUAAUGCAGCAGGACUACGCUAAGCUCCAGAAGAACAAGAAAGUUUUGACCCAAAAGAAGGAUCAUGAGAUUGUCAUAUUGCGAUCAGAAGCUAUUGGUGCCAAAAUGAAGGUGCAGAAAAUGCGCUCCUUGUUCAAGGAGAAAGAUGAUGAAAUCCAAAUACUCGUUGAAUCUGUUCAGAAGCACUUCAAGGAUAUCGGCGAGACACGUAAAAGAUCAAGGUCUGUUGAUCCAGCUGUAACUACAAGGGAUAAACUGAAAAACAGUAAUCCUAGGCAAACAGUAGAAGAAGAUUACAUUUCUCAAACAAAAACAGUGGAAAAAGAUGGGCGAGAAAAAACUACUCAGAAGCGCAGGCGUGCCUCUUCAAUGUCAAAUGUUGAUGCUGAUGGUGAACAGAGUGGAAGUGAUGAGGAUGGUGAUGAGCGGGGUAGAAAUGAUGAGGAUGGCGAUGAGCAAGGUAGAAGUGAUGUUGAUGGGCAGAGUAGAAGUGAAGAGCCUGAUAAUGAGCACUAUGGAUGUGAUGGGGAUGAUGGUGAGCAGACCGGAAGCAUUGAGGAAACAGCAAAUAAUCAAGUUCAAAAGCCUCUCAGGAGGGCCGAAGCCACUUAGCAAGGGCCUCGUGUCCGGCACCCUCCUCCUUCCCUGGAUGUUAUGGAAACAUCGCAACCAGUGUAUUUUCGAUGGAGCUCGACCUUUGAUGUUGUCCCGCAUUGCCAAGAUCAAGGGUGAGGUAGCACUGUGGGCAAGGUCUGGUGCGCGUGGGCUUAGAGCC